GAGCGAGAGAGAGCGAGAGAGAGAGCGAGAGAGAGAGAGAGAGAGCAGCAGAUGCUUCAGGAGGUGAAGCAGUGGAAACCUGAGUGUGUGUGACAGGUCAGAUCUCCUCUGGGUCAGAGGUCAUGGUUCUCCUGCAGAACAUCUCAGACAUGCUCUCUGCAGCGGUGGCUGCCUUUGGUUCUGCGCUCUUCAUCAGCGUCAGUGUGUUCUACAGGAGGAGAACAUUGUGGUCAGAACGCACACAGUUGUGCGCCUUCACUGAGAAGGCGCAGGAGGCGGAGCAUAGGAAGCGUCAGGUUCUCGUCCUUGGUCUGGACGGCGCCGGGAAAAGCAGCCUGCUGCGAGGUAUGGUUCCCGCAGAGUCCACGGCUCAGACACGUCACAGUCGUCCGACCCACGGCUUCAACUUCGUCAGUCUGGACACCGGCGUCUGUCGGCUGGACUUCCUGGAAAUCGGCAGCAGCGAGGAACUGCGACGUCACUGGAGCGAGUACGUGAAACACUCUCACAUCCUGGUGUUUGUGGUCGACUCCACUGAUCAACAGCGCCUUCCACUGGCUAAGGCUGAACUGCACCGCCUCCUGGGGGCGGAGCCCCGGCUGCCUGUGGUCGUCCUUGGAAACAAGCAGGACAAACCCGGUGCAGUGAGUGUGUGUGAGCUUCAUGACGCUCUGAGUCUGCACUCACACAACACGUUCCUCAUCGCUGCUCAGAUGCAUUCAGAUGAAGCUCUGAAGAACUCCUGCUGGAGUCCGGACCAGGUCCAGGAGCUGCUGCUCCUGCUCGUCUGAGGCCAGGCCAGGCCAGGCCAGGAGAGGCGAGGCCGCUCCUCCUGUAGCAGCUUUCAAUGUCAGCAGACGAGUUGAAGGACGAGGACGAAGG
This is a messenger RNA of Solea senegalensis (Senegalese sole), 882 nucleotides long. It is a transcript of the gene arl10, whose product is annotated as ADP-ribosylation factor-like 10. Lineage: Eukaryota; Metazoa; Chordata; Actinopteri; Pleuronectiformes; Soleidae. Bases 123 to 791 code for a protein of 222 amino acids. Gene Ontology annotation, molecular function: GTPase activity; GTP binding. The transcript is spliced from 4 exons. The record is from RefSeq and is a predicted model, not a curated record.